Suncus etruscus (white-toothed pygmy shrew) is the source of this 449-nucleotide messenger RNA. RefSeq names its product 60S ribosomal protein L36-like. Gene Ontology annotation, biological process: cytoplasmic translation. Lineage: Eukaryota; Metazoa; Chordata; Mammalia; Eulipotyphla; Soricidae. Gene Ontology annotation, molecular function: structural constituent of ribosome. The record is from RefSeq and is a predicted model, not a curated record. Bases 27 to 344 code for a protein of 105 amino acids. The transcript has a single exon. Gene Ontology annotation, cellular component: cytosolic large ribosomal subunit; ribosome.
UCGGCAGUCAUCGAGCAGCUGCAGCCAUGGCUCUGCGCUACCCCAUGGCCGUGGGCCUCAACAAGGGCCACAAAGUGACCAAGAACAUGAGCAAGCCGAGGCACAGCCGCCGGCGCGGGAGUCUCACCAAGCACACCAAGUUCGUGUGGGACAUGAUCCGAGAGGUCUGCGGGUUUGCCCCCUACGAGCGGCGCGCCAUGGAGCUGCUCAAAGUCUCCAAGGACAAGCGCGCCCUCAAGUUCAUCAAGAAGCGGGUGGGGACACACAUCCAGGCCAAGAGGAAGCGAGAGGAGCUGAGCAACGUGCUGGUGGCCAUGCGGAAGGCAGCAGCCAAGAAGGACUGAGAUCCCGAUGGGCUGGGGCUACACGGUCAUGGAGACAAGCAAGCUGCCAUGUCCUGGAAACGCAUUUUUCAAUUAUAAUUAAAUUAUUUCUAUGUGCAAAAAAAA